CCAACAAGCCCAGCCCAACCCAAUUCAAUUGGAUUCUUCUCCGCCGCUCCACGUCAUCUUCGAUCCGUAUAAAUGGAAACGCCCGUCUAAUUUCCACUUCAAUUCUCGGUCCUGACUCUGUCUAGGAUUAGGGUUUUAACAUCUCCUUUUUUUCACUUUCCCUUCCUAUUACAUCAGCAAUGGAUCCGAUUAAGAAGAGGAAGCUCGAUGAAAACGGCGUUCUAUUACACGAUCCAGACGGCGCCGUCGCCGCAGGAAUGGUACCUUUCAAGCUUUCCGUCGAAGACGCGCGUAAAAUCCUCGAACCCUUUUCCCGCGAACAGCUACUUGAGAUCGUCCAAUCAGCCAUCCUUCACCACGUGGACGUUCUCGACCUAGUACGAUCCAUCGCCGACCGGGACCCAGCACAGAGGAAGCUCUUCAUCCGCGGCCUUGGUUGGGAAACCACGACGGACAAGCUGCGAGCUCUCUUCUCCCAAUACGGUGAUCUCGAAGAAGCUGUUGUAAUUCUCGACAAAGUCACUGGAAAAUCCAAAGGUUAUGGCUUUAUCACUUUCAAGCAUAUUGAUGGGGCUAUGGCAGCUCUUAAGGAACCUAGUAAGAAAAUUGAUGGUCGGAUGACGGUUACUCAGCUAGCGGCUGCUGGUGUGUCUGGUGGGCCGGGUGGCGGAGGGGGGAAUAAUCAGGUGGAUGUUUCGGAUAGGAAGAUUUAUGUGGCAAAUGUACCUUAUGAUAUGCCGGCUGAGAGGCUAUUAGCUCAUUUUUCCAUGUAUGGCGAAAUAGAAGAGGGACCAUUAGGCUUUGAUAAGGCAACGGGGAAAUCGAGAGGGUUUGCUUUAUUUGUGUAUAAAACUGCCAAUGCUGCGAGGGCGUCUUUGGUGGAUUCUGUAAAGAAUAUAGAUGGGCAUCAGUUGAACUGUAAACUUGCUAUUGAUGGGAAGAAGAAGCCAGGUCCUGGAGGGCCUCAGGGUGGUAAUGAAGGGAACAAUGAUGGUAUUGGGGUGGGGAUGCCUGGUGGGAUUGCUGCGCAAUAUGGUGGGCACGGUGGAGUUGGUGGUGUUACUGGAUAUAGUGGAUUUUCUGUGCCUUCUGUGGGUGGGAAUCAAUUGAAUUCGUCAUUAGGUAGUGGUGGUGGCGGCGUUGGUGUUGGUGGUCCAGGGAUGCCCGGUAUUGGCAGCCAAGGGAUGGGGUCUAAUUUAGGUGUUAGUGGUGGACUUGGUCCUUAUGGUGGCGGGACGCAUUACGGUGGGCCUGGUUCUACUGGAUAUGGUGGGUUGGGUGGAGCUGGUGGAGGAUUGAGUGGUGUUGGGAGUGGAGUUGGCGGUGCUGGUCGUGGUUCUUUUUAUGGAUUGCCACCAAGCUCAGGUGGUAUGCCAACUGGAGAUUAUCAACAGGGGGCACACUAUGGCUUAUCUUCGUCUGGAUAUCAAAGCCAGCAUCAUCAGACAGCAGGAACCUCACCAGCUCCCAGAGUUCCAACUGGGGGAAUCUACCAAGGGGUGCCUCCUUAUUAUUGAGGUGUGUGAAAGCUUGUUGGCGCAGUUGCUUUUUAUGGUUCUGGUGAUUUCGUGCAGACAAUAUGAACUCUGGCUUCAUGAUUUUGAUUUGCUGUGUAGUUUGGCUCUUCGAUACAUCUGCGCUUCAUGAUGUCAUCAAGUGAAAUGCUAGUAAUCUAAGUGACUGAGUUUUUUGUAUUUCUGAUCUAGAGCUUCUAUGCAAUUUGAGUCUGUACGAACUUAUUUAGAUUGCUAUGUGUUUUUAGGGAAAAAGAUAUGAAUUGGACUGACUUUAGUUGUUUGUUUUGCUGCUGGUGCAGCUGACUUUUGCUUAUGGCAUUUGACUUUAAUUGGUUCUGAUCUGUCUUUGGAGCAUCUGCCAUAUUUUUAGAUGCUAUGUUAUUUUUUAUGUGUUUGUUUGCCUUUUUUGGUUUCCUUGUGUAGUAUUCUGUCAAUUAGACAUUGCAUUUACAGUUGUCACCUUCCAGGCGUAAUCUAGAAUCCACCACAAAUACAAAUCCUUGAUAAUUUUCUUUGAAGUGAGUUAGAGUGUGCAUUAGGUGAAUUAGACUAAAAGAGCAUUUUUUUGGUUUCUCUCUUUGGGGCAAAAAGAAUGGAGGAAAUGAAAACAGAGGCACGAUAAGGAAAAUUGUCUACAUUAAAUUUUGAAAAUUUCAGUUGGAAGCUAAAUGUUAGGUAAGUGAAUUAUCUUCAUCUAGUGAAAAAACAUACAAUUAUGUGUUGCACUUGGAAAGACAACCAUUUAUGUGUUGCACUGACAUUUGAACUCUGAUUGCUUGACGGUAUCAUUUAUCGUGGAAAAAUUGGAUGAAAGUUUUCUUGUUAAUCAGGUAUUUUUUGCACUCCGAUUCUUGUGGAAAAUUCUUGUAGUUCUUGAGUUGUGUCUUCUUGGAGUGGUCAACCAACCCCUGAUUGGCUUGUCCUACGUCUCAACACGAGUAUAAAUCAUGCAGUGUUCUAGCAAGCUAGUCAAAUUGAAUUGUUACCAUUGGACACAAUAUUUUGCUAAUAGUUUUUGUUUUCUAUAUACAAUUUAGGCAUCAGAAGAUAUUUCUGUGAGUAGAUUUUGUGGCUUAGCCUGAGCACCGAUGCAUCUUUUUGAUGCUUUAGCACGAGAGGUGGUGUAUCUUAAUGCCUGGCCUUAAGAAUUUGCUUUCUUAAUCGGGCUAUUUAUUCUUCGAUUCUGAAGAAUUUUGGAUUUUUAGUAAAUAAACUAUGGUCUAAUUGUUAUGUGUUCCUGUUGACUUGUUUUUAGAAAUUGAAGUGGCGCAUGUAGGUAUUUUGUUUUACUGAAGUUCUGCUCUCUCAUCUGUCUCCUUCAAUGGAACCUUAAGCUCUUAGUCUUAUGUUCUUUUGGUGAAAUGUGUUGGUUGGUAUGCAUUCUCUGUUUUAGAAAAUUUUCUAUUGAAAGCGGAUGAGAUUGAACUGGUAAUCAUUUGGAGAAGUUCUUUAGAUGCCCAAGUUGGAAAGAAGAUGACACAUCAGCAAACCUGUUUGGUAAGCCAAUAGUCGUAUGUAGACUUUAUCUAAGACCGAGAACUCAUAUCUAUAUGGCAGAAACUGCUGGAAAAAUGAUCAACAAAAAUCAGAACAGGAAGAGCAAAGAGAAAGCAGAGAAAAUUUGAGAUUGAUAAUAAGAAUGAAUUAGAAAUUUUAGAGUCACUUCUUUGUCCAUUAGUCAUUUUAUCACACUAACCCUAAAAAGACGUCAAAUCUGCAGGAAUUCAAGAGAGUAAUAAAUAUUUGCACCCUGUCAUUUGUCUUUAGGUUGACUGGUUUGUGAUUCCAUUUGUGGCCAAAACUCUCCUCCCUAGUUUCCAGUGACAUCAAUAAUGGACAUGUCAGAGGGUACAUUAUAGUCUUUUCAGUUUGUGAGCCUUGUAGUUCGGUCUAGUGCCUUUUUUGGGUGAACGGGGAAUUCUGCCAUGUUGCUUUAUUUGUUGAUUUACUCUCAUGACAGUGUUCCUAUGACUGAAUCGUCAAUUGUCCGGAGUGUGCUACUCCCUUCUUGAUGACUUGAUGAUGCCGUUGUCUAUAAUAAUAAGCUGUAAAUGUCCUUCGGAAUCACCCUUUGGUCAUAUAACUGACUUGGGGUGGCUAACAAUGGCUAAUGCUAUAUUGGCCCCAUCUGGGUAUGUUUGAAAUUGCCAUCCUAUAAGGUUCAGAAGUCCCUUUCCUCUUUGAGAUUGUGAAACAGUGUCCGCAUAAAUCUGCUGGAGCAAUCAAGGUUGCGGCAACUUGCCAAUCAUCUGGGCGACAGACAUGUUUGCCCGAAGAAAACAUACUAUCACAUCAUGGGGCGGUUAUAGAGGAAGUCUGGUUGAAUGUAAUGUACAUUUCGAUAAAUUCUUGGGCGGAUGUAAUCUGUUACCAUGUAUGAAAAUGUUCCCAGAUUGUUGCCUCUUUGGAAUAUCUUCCAGUCGAUUGUACGGAUGUUGAAUUUUUGUGUGGUCGCAUCAUGUUUUGAUUGAAGAAAUAAAGGAGCAGCAGAAGCAGCAAUGCUGUUAACUG
Coffea arabica (coffee) is the source of this 4028-nucleotide messenger RNA. Its product is annotated as UBP1-associated protein 2C. The record is from RefSeq and is a predicted model, not a curated record. Gene Ontology annotation, cellular component: nucleus. Gene Ontology annotation, molecular function: RNA binding. NCBI's taxonomy places the organism in Eukaryota, Viridiplantae, Streptophyta, Magnoliopsida, Gentianales, Rubiaceae.